Saxophila tyrrhenica is the source of this 1785-nucleotide messenger RNA. Its product is annotated as NADH:ubiquinone oxidoreductase. The transcript has 2 exons. Gene Ontology annotation, biological process: microtubule nucleation; mitotic centrosome separation; centrosome localization. Gene Ontology annotation, cellular component: kinetochore; kinesin complex; centrosome. Gene Ontology annotation, molecular function: microtubule binding. Lineage: Eukaryota; Fungi; Ascomycota; Dothideomycetes; Mycosphaerellales; Extremaceae. The coding region runs from base 1 to 1785 and encodes 594 amino acids. The record is from RefSeq and is a predicted model, not a curated record.
AUGUCCUCCCCAAUGCGCCCAGGCGCCAGCCUGGAGGAGGAACUGGACUACUACAAAAAGCAAUACGAACAGCUCGAAGCCGACCUCGCGGACUUCCAGGCUAGCAGCAAGGAGCUGGAAGAGCAGCUCGAGCGCGACAUUGAGACUGCGGAGAAGAACGAGCGCAAGCUGAAGGAGCAGAUUGAGAAGUUGAAGUAUGAGGCAGAGGAGUGGAAGACGAAGCACCAGCAGUCCAAGGUGGAGUCGAACAAUGCGCAGAAUGUGCUGCAGAAGGAGAUCACCGCCAUGCGGGAUACGAAUCGGACAUUGCAGUUGAGGUUGAGGGAUAUUGAGGUGGUGAAUGAUGAUUACGAGCGCCAGGCCAGGAAUACGGAGUCGAGCUUGGAGGACAUGGAAAGCAAGUACAGCGUGGCGAUAGAAAGAAGUGUGUUGCUGGAGGGGGAGGUGAAGACCGGGGAACAAGAGCGGGAGGCGUUACGAAUUGAGACACAACGGCUGCGAGAUGAGCUUGGUGACCUCAAGAUCGAGAGCGACAUCACGCUGGAGAAGCUGUCGCAAGCGGACCAGACUAUCGAGCGGCUACGAUCCAGGAAACCGAGCCCGCUUGCUGUGGAAAGUCUCCGAGCGAGGAGCCCGGGGAGUGAGGCCAGUGGGAUCACGCCGUCUUCGCCAACAGUCUCGACAUCGCCACCCAAGUCUGACAGUGUAUCCGAUGCGCCCACGCCGCCAUCACCACCACUGUCAGACGCUCCUCUUAAUGAUCCCGCAUCAACUUUACGUCCUGGUGCAGCUGGCUCACGAACUGCCGCCAAACACUCACGGGGUCCUUCGGUUGCAUCGAGCACGGCGACUUCAGAGGCCAAGGCGAUGAGACCACCACCUCGACCACGUCAGUUUUCGCGUCCAAGCCUUGGAGCUGCAGAGAGCCUCCCCAGAUCCGACUCGCUCUACCAGAUCCGAACACUUCGCGGCAGAAUGCAAAAGAUCGAAGAAAGGGUUCACUCUGCUCGGUCAAAGCUACCCAGUCAGCCCAAAGAGCGCACACCAAAGAACUCACCGAGUACUAGGUUGGAACCCAAGGACAACCUGCCUGCUACUGUGACAAUGCGCCGCAGCAUCAAACGUCCCAGCAGCAAUCUCGGCUGUUUUGCCGAUGCUGCAUCCGAUGUGGCCUCCACUACAAACUCCGAUGCGCCCAGCAGACGCGACAGCCACAUUAAACGUCUCUCCUUCGGCAUCCCGAGGCCGACCUCUUCAGCUGCUGACCGACCAGGCUCAGCCCUCGACCGUCCACCUUCAGCAGCUGCAGUCAGCCGACCAAGUAGUCGCGCGAGUCUCGCAUCCGCUUCAGCAAACCUCCACCCCGAGCGUCCCGGCAGCCGCGCAGGCGCACGCACACCCAUUGGACAGCUCAACUUCGCUUUCAAUCCCACCGCCGCGCAAGGUCGACCGCGGAGCAGUGUCGGGGGCACAUAUGCUACAGUCCACGGCACACCGCGCAGUCAUCGCCCGAGUGCUAGUAUCAGCGAGCUUAGAUAUCACGCUCGAGAUAACGACACGGCGGGCGGCGCAAGUAGUCCCGGACGAAGUAGCGCGAUGUCGCAAGCCAGUUCAAUCACGCCUUACCCUGCCGGGCGGAGGCAGAGCGCUGGCAUCUCGACGCCGAAGACUGUUGCGAAGAGGGCGAGUACAACUGGCAUUGGUGGAAAGGAGGAUGCCGGAGUGGGCGCGAUGAGACCACCGCCUAGUCGGAGGAAGAUGAGUGAUGUGGGCGAGACGUACUGA